CUGCCCAUGCAACCGGCCUGUACGAAAAUACAGGAAGCCCCGCCAUUUCCUGGUGAAGCAAGCCGACAUCUGGUGUUGACCAGGCUGCUAAGUAUAGGGCCCGCCGCAUAUAGUAGUGCAUUUUUGUUCCUUAGCUCUUCCGAAAUAAUACAACGCCUUAUAUAUCUAAUCUGCCAGCAUUGAAAAACGUGUCGCAUUUUUAACAUAAGAUGGUCUAUUGGUUGGUGUCUCUGCAGCUGCAUAACAAGAGGAAAGAUGCAGUCUGGGAGUUAUUACAGGAGAGGACUAGCGCAUCUAUGCUCUGCACUAACUUCAAGCUAGAUAUUCCAGGGUUGCGCGUUGGCACCCUUGAUUCUCUUAUGGCUCUCAGCGACGAGCUCAGCAAGAGCUCUACUAUGAUUGAGGCGGUCCUUGCGAAGGUCAAGCGCCAGGUUAAUGAAUCAGGUGGAGCAAAGGCCAUGGCGGCCCUCACAGUAGAGGGUGUUUCCACGGACUUGUACGUGCAGCGAUUCCAUUGGGACGAUGCCAAGUUUCCGACAAGGCGACUUCUGAAGGAUAUGGUUGAUAAAAUAACCGAAUUGGUCAGUCGGAUUGAUGACGACUUAAAGGUUAAAGUGAGCGAGCUUAACAAUCUUAAGAGCCAGAUGAGUCAAGUGACACGUAAGGCGCAAGGCAGUCUUGCAGUCCGUGACGUUGCAACGGUCGUCAAACCUCAUCAUAUCAUCGAUACGGAGCACUUAGCGACUGUUUUUGUCGUUGUUUCCAAGUUCGCCUUGAGGGACUGGGAGGAUAGCUACACAAAGAUGGCCAAUUUCGUUGUGCCCAGAUCGUCAACAACUGUUGCCGAGGAUAAUGAUUACGCGCUCGUGACCGUUGUGCUUUUUAAGCGGGUAAUUGAUGACUUCAAGGCGGCUGCCCGGACUAAGGGAUAUCAGGUCAGGGAGUACAACCCUCCUGCAGAAGGCGCGGAGCUGUCAUUGGCGCAGAUCGAGCAGCUGAAGCACGAUAUGGAGCAGAAGAAAACUGACGUGGAGCAAUGGUGCAAGACGGCUUACAGCGAGGUUUUCAGCUGCUACAUGCAUAUGCUCGUAGUGCAGCUCUUCGUCGAGAGCAUUCUGCGGUACGGGCUUCCGCCCAACUUCCAGGCGGCUGUCGUGCGGCCACAGGACAAAGCCGAGGGCAGGCUGCGGGCAGAAUUGGAGGCUACGUUCGGCAGUGGGAAGACACAUUACUGGAGGGAUGAUGGGUCCAGCCUGGGGGCUGGCCUGGUUGGCGACGCGGAAUUACAUCCAUAUGUAUCCCUCACCGUCAAUAUGGACUUAGCAGCGGGGUACGCAUAAUGGAGUACCCACAGGUACAGAUGAUUCUCCAUGGCAUGCCAGGAGCUUGGUUUCGGUGUAUGCACGUAGCUAGGAACUUGUUCCAUGCAUCUAUUAUAUUAUGGAGAUUGACGGAACAGCUCGGCAUUACCCCCAGACCGCUAUUGUCACAGGUCGAAAGUGGAUGGUUGUGUACGCUAUGGUAUGCAUUCCAACCUGUGUAUGCACCUCUUGCCAGGAAAGCGCAAACUUGACACAAACGGGCUGGAGAAUGGGUUUUAGGGCUUGUAAACCCUUAGUAACAUUCGUGCAUAUGCUAUUUGUGGCAUGCAUAUUAUAGACGAAUAAUGUCCGGAAUGAACUCUGCAUUGUAGGUGAUUGAUCUGUGAUGAACAAGUAUGUGUGUGUGUGUGUUACAUGGUUGGGGGUGCGUGACCCCAUACCUGUAAAACUACCCAUACGAGCCGAAGGCCCAAGGGCAAUAUCUGUACGCCUAAAAGCCACGGAGAACAGGAAACACCGCAC
Messenger RNA from Volvox carteri f. nagariensis, 1844 nucleotides. It is a transcript of the gene atpvc1, whose product is annotated as vacuolar ATP synthase, subunit C. Gene Ontology annotation, molecular function: proton-transporting ATPase activity, rotational mechanism. Gene Ontology annotation, cellular component: vacuolar proton-transporting V-type ATPase, V1 domain. Gene Ontology annotation, biological process: proton transmembrane transport. The transcript is spliced from 6 exons. Lineage: Eukaryota; Viridiplantae; Chlorophyta; Chlorophyceae; Chlamydomonadales; Volvocaceae. The coding region runs from base 210 to 1340 and encodes 376 amino acids. The record is from RefSeq and is a predicted model, not a curated record.